CGACGUGAACAACACAACCCGCGAAUAAUGAACAAGUUUCAAAUUAAUGCGCCCGGCAAAGUAAUUCUCCACGGUGAGCAUGCAGUUGUCUAUAAAAAACCAGCUAUUGCCGCCGCUGUUGGGCUAUCGACAAAAUUACAAUUCUAUCCACAACCUGAAAGCCAUGUUGCCGUUUUUAUUUUAGAUUCGUUAAAUUGUACUUAUGAAAUUCAAUUGCAGCAGUUCAAUGAAUUUGUUAGAGAUUUUCGAGUGAAGUACCCCGAAAGUAAACUAGAGUGUACCGCUAAAUUGCUUGAGGAUGUGCGCGUUGUUAUUGCAAAGCAGUUUGAGAGUGGAACCACCAAUUCCCCAAAACAUCUGCAAUCGCAAAAAACAUUCCUAUCCAUAUAUUUUCUAUUAGCCGGAACAGUACUAGCCGCACCGGAUACGGAACUAACUUUAAAAACUGGUUUUAAAGUCCACAUCGAUUCUGAAAUAAAUAUAGGAUCUGGUUUAGGUAGUUCUGCUGCCUUUGGUGCUACAUUAGCUGCGGCCUUUUUAAUUAUAACUGGACAUUUCGAUGAGAAAACAUACACGAAAUUAGAAAAUAAAGCUCUUAUCUCUCAGUGGGCAUUCGAAUUGGAGCGGAUUAUGCAUGGUACACCAUCCGGAGUUGACAAUACGGUUGUUACCUACGGCGGAAUGCUAAGAUUUGUUAAAGGUCAAGGUUUUCAAACUAUUAAAAUUCAGAAGCCUCUUAAUAUAAUGUUGGUAGACAGUCGGGUAAAUCGAAACUCUGCAGAUAAUAUUGCCAAGGUGCGCCAUCUAUGGGAAACAUUUCCAAAAGUCGUCGAUUCUAUUUGGAAUACUUGCGAAGAGAUAGUUGCCGAUGCUAUACCCUUAUAUGAAAAUUUUGGUAAUGCAAAGGAUGAUAGCGAAAGGUUUGAAAAACUCGAACGAUUGUUCCAAAUAAAUAAUGAACUUCUUAAAGCUGUUGGUGUCACCCAUCCUAAAUUGGAGCAAAUAUUCGCCAUUGCCUUUAAACGUGGUUUCUUCAGCAAAAUAACUGGUGCUGGGGGAGGAGGUUACGCCAUAGUCCUUUUACCCGAAAAUUAUGAAAGUAAUCAGGUUUAUUGGAAAUUGAAGGAGGAAUUGGAGUCGGCGGGAUUUGGAGUGCAAGCUACCACAGCUGGAGGCGAAGGCUUACGUAUAAAGACUUUGGAAGACUAACUAUGUAUAUUUCGUAUAAAAAUAUUUUUUGUGAGACCUGUAGGGGAACAACAAAUUUAUUCACUUACAACUGUUACGCCUAAUUUAAUAUCAAAGUUUUUUCCCUACUUAUCAUUAGAAUCAAGAAAAUAUUGUUUAUAUUUAAAACUUAUUCUGAAUUUUAACCACGAUUUUAUCUCUUUUGCACAAAACAUUGUUUUUAUUAAUUUGCAUGAAAUAAAGUUAUAUAAAAGA
Ceratitis capitata (Mediterranean fruit fly) is the source of this 1443-nucleotide messenger RNA. RefSeq names its product mevalonate kinase. Lineage: Eukaryota; Metazoa; Arthropoda; Insecta; Diptera; Tephritidae. The transcript has a single exon. The record is from RefSeq and is a predicted model, not a curated record. Gene Ontology annotation, cellular component: cytoplasm. Gene Ontology annotation, molecular function: mevalonate kinase activity; ATP binding. Gene Ontology annotation, biological process: isoprenoid biosynthetic process; cholesterol biosynthetic process. The coding region runs from base 28 to 1209 and encodes 393 amino acids.